Messenger RNA from Mycetomoellerius zeteki, 2564 nucleotides. RefSeq names its product protein KRI1 homolog. The record is from RefSeq and is a predicted model, not a curated record. Gene Ontology annotation, biological process: endonucleolytic cleavage in ITS1 to separate SSU-rRNA from 5.8S rRNA and LSU-rRNA from tricistronic rRNA transcript (SSU-rRNA, 5.8S rRNA, LSU-rRNA). The transcript is spliced from 9 exons. NCBI's taxonomy places the organism in Eukaryota, Metazoa, Arthropoda, Insecta, Hymenoptera, Formicidae. Gene Ontology annotation, cellular component: nucleolus; 90S preribosome. The coding region runs from base 153 to 2564 and encodes 803 amino acids.
CAUCCUUGUCGUUUAUCAAAUGUUAAACAAGGAUAAACGAUGCUCGCGAGCGUUAAGUGGAAUGCAGCCCACGACGUCCACGACCCAUGUUUUGUGCACCACGACCAAUCGUCGAUUAAUUUAACUAAAAGUUGGUGAAAGAGACUCGUAACAUGUCGUUAUUCAAUUGCGAUGACUCCAAUUCCGAUGGAGAAUUGAAGAUAAACAAAGAAUAUGCCAAUAUCUACGAUAAUUUUCGUCAAAAGGAAGAAUUACAUAAACUGAAGGCAAGAUAUGGAGAAGAUGCUGCAUUUUCAGAGGAUGAGUCCAGUGAUAGCAGUUCAUCAGAGGAUGAGAAUAUUCAAGAUCCAGAAUUUGAUAAACAGUUUCUCAUAACAUUGGCUUGUUUGAAAUCUGAAGAUCCGAGCAUAUAUGAUGAAAAAGGUUUUAAUGAUAUUGACAAACCUGGAACAUCGGAAAGUACUGAAGCAAAAGAAAUAGAAAAGAAAAAGUCAAAAAAAGAGAAACCUAUUUCUUUACGCGAUUAUGAACGUAAGAUAAUAUUAGAGAGAGAUGGACGGUUUAGUAGCAGCGAAGAUGAAGAUGAUGCAAAACAGAGAGCUGAAUCUAAAACAUCCACUUAUGUACAGGAACAAAAAGAAUUAAGAGAUAGUUUUAAACAUUCUCUAAAAGAUGAAGAUGAAGAUGAGAAUAAUGACCUUUUAAAAAUAAAACAAAAAACAGAAGAUGAAAAACUCAAAGAAGAAGAAUCAUAUAAGGAGUGGUUGAAAGGUCAAGAAGUGAACAUAGAUCUCAAGGACAAGAAAAUUCUUAAACCAUUACGCGAUUUUUGGUUGGAUCCCAAUUUAGAUUCAAAUGAGAAAUUUUUAAGAGAUUAUAUUUUAAAUAAUAAAUAUAUAGAUAAAGAAUCAUAUGAUGUUGACUUGGAGUAUAAUCAAGUUAUUCAUGACAGCGAUGAGAACUUGUCAGAAGAUGAAAAGACUAUUGAAAAGCAAGAGGAAUUUGAACGUAAAUACAAUUUUAGAUAUGAAGAACCUGAUCAAGAAUAUAUCAAAAGGUAUCCACGAACAAUGGAAAAUUCAAUGCGGAAAAAAGAUACGCGCAGAGCUCAGAAAAGAGCAGAAGUUAAGCAAAGAAAAGAGCAAGAGAAACAACAAAAGAGAGAAGAACUAAAGCAAUUGAAGGCGUUGAAGAGAAAAGAAAUAGAAGACAAAAUAGAAAAAUUGAAAGAAAUCACAGGAAAUGAUGAUAUGCGCUUCGAUAAUGUUGAUUUUGAUUCUGAUUUUGAUCCAAAUGAACAUGACAAAAAGAUGAAAGAGAUUUUUAAUGACGAAUAUUAUGCUAGUGGUAAAGAUGAAAUGCAGAAGCCAGAAUUCCCAGAGAUUGAUGAAGAAUUGGAUAUCGAGAAGUGGGACUUUUAUGAUCCAACUACAGAUAAAAUUGACAUAAAAACUGAACCAUACGAAGAACCUCAUUGUGAAGAUCUAGAUUUUAAUAUGGAUGCAGAUUAUAAUGAAUCCCGAGAUUUACAAUCUGAACUCACAGAAAAUACAAAAAAGAGAAAACACAGGAAGCGCUCUAAAUUUGCUGAACUUAUAGCAAAGGAAAAACCGAAAUUUGAUCCAAAACAAUUUCCUUCAUAUGCAGGUUAUUUUGAUCAAUAUUACUCGUUGGAUUAUGAGGACAUGAUUGGAGAUUUACCUUGUAGAUUUAAAUAUCGAAAAGUAGUGCCAAAUGACUAUGGAUUAAGUGUUGAAGAAAUUUUAAUGGCUGAUGAUAAGGAGUUAAAUAAGUGGUGUUCUCUGAGACAAGCUCUUAAAUAUAAACCAGAACACAUAGAAAAUAAUGAGAUUCAAAUAUAUAAAAAAAAAUCGAUGAAUGAAGUAAAUAAGCGAAAAAUUCUUAAGAGUUUAUAUACCGAACCAGAAGAGACAAAAGAAGAAAAAGACGAAAAUAUUACUGAACAAACUGAAACUAAUAAUAAGAAACGUAGGCGAAAGAAGAGAGCUAAAACCAUUAAUCCUAACGCAGGAUUGUUUAUAGAUGCUGAUAUUGUUUCUAGAGAAAAAAUCAUGCAUAUAACAGAAAAUGAUGUACCGAAUAAUUUACAUAAUAAUAGUAAGGAUGAAAGUGGAAAGGAGGAAAAAAAUGAGGAUGCACAAGAGGAAAAUAUAGUAAAUAAGAAUAAAAAGCAGAAACGAGUCAACGAAGUCAACAGCGAUGCUCCGAUUUCUAAGAAAGUGAAGAUAGAUAACACAACGACAGAAGAUUCUCAAAUAAAAAUGGACGUUAUUAAUAACAUAGAGAAUAAUAACAAAAAUAAAACAGAGAUUAAUAACAAAAUUAAAACAGAAAAUAAUAACAAAAAGAUAGCUAUUGACAAAUUUACAGGUAAGAGGAAAAACAAGAAUAGGCGCUCUCAAUUUAACCAAAUGAAUACUGGAAGAUGCAAACCAAAUUAUGAUGAUCCAAUGAUGUCUUUGAAUACAGAAAGAUUGAAAACAUAUGGAAUAAAUGCUAAGAAAUUGAAAAAUAAAUUAAAAUAUGGUAAUAAAAGAUUAUAA